AUGCCCCGCCCGCCCUACUCCCCCCCGUGGACCACCUGUGGCAUGGUGGUCAACUACCUGGUGGGGUCGGUGCCGGCGCUGGCCACUCAGCUGCGCACAUUGGACGUGGGUUACAACUUCCUCACGGACGUCCCAGCAGUCACCUACACCUUCUGUGGCGGCGUCAGCAACUGCCUGCUCACGCCCUCCAAGUGCCCCAACUCUGGCGCCGGAACCAGUCAGAAGCCCGCGGCGAGCUGUGCCUUCUGCGGCACCAGCAACGGCAUCAGCCCCUUCUGUUGGGGGGCGGGUGGAGUGUGCACGGCGAACGCAGCUGCUGCCGUUGCAGCCGGCACUGUCAAUGCCCUGGCACUGCCCCUGCUGCCCUUGACCUGCGUGGGCGGGCCGGCAUUGGUGACUAUUAACAGUGCGGAUGCUGCUGCAAUGCUGAACAUCAAGGGCGUGCUGGGUACGACCUACACCACGUGGAGCACCACAUCACCGUGCCGCCUGGAAAACUCGACCGUGGCCUUUGCGGGCGAGUGGACGGGCGUCUUCUGCACGGCUGCCAGGAAAGUUUUGGCCAUGUCCUUCCCUGGCACACAGCUCAAGGGCUCAUUCCAUGCUGACAUCUCCACUCUCACGGCUCUUACCUUCCUCAACCUGCCCAACAAUCUCUUCAACUACCGCCUUGACUCCUUCUUCACCAACAUGCGAGCCCUGCCACUGCUGGCCGACAUCCGCCUGCACUACAACUACUUCUACGGGGAGGUCCCCUCCUUCCUUGUGGGCCUCCCACAGCUCACUCUGCUUGGCAUGGUGGUCAACUACCUGGUGGGGUCGGUGCCGGCGCUGGCCACUCAGCUGCGCACAUUGGACGUGGGUUACAACUUCCUCACGGACGUCCCAGCAGUCACCUACACCUUCUGUGGCGGCGUCAGCAACUGCAUGCUCACGCCCUCCAAGUGCCCCAACUCCGGCGCCGGAACCACUCAGAGGCCCGCGGCGGACUUGUGCACGGCGAAUGCAUCCGCUGCCGUGGCUGCCGGCACUGUCAACGCGCUGGCGCAUCCCCUGCUGCCCUUGACUUGCGUGGGCGGCACGACAGUGGCCAUGAAAGCAGCGGAAGCGGCGGCCAUGCUGAGUGUCAAGUUAGCCCUGGCGCUCACCUUCACCACCUGGGCCACCACUAACGCCUGCCAGCUCGCUGGCUUAGCCACCGCUCCUAGCGCGGUUUCUCCAGCACGAGCAUCCUGCCAUGAGCUCAUUCGCACCGACCUGCUCGUCCCAUGUGGCAGAUACCUCAAGGACAACGGCAUCACUCGUAAGAGCUUCCCCGCCGACAUCAGCAAGCUCACAACUUUAACGGGGAUGUGG
Messenger RNA from Closterium sp. Naga37s-1, 1356 nucleotides. NCBI's taxonomy places the organism in Eukaryota, Viridiplantae, Streptophyta, Zygnematophyceae, Desmidiales, Closteriaceae. The record is from the annotation of a GenBank genome assembly.